Messenger RNA from Labrus bergylta (ballan wrasse), 4398 nucleotides. Lineage: Eukaryota; Metazoa; Chordata; Actinopteri; Labriformes; Labridae. The record is from RefSeq and is a predicted model, not a curated record.
CCGUCUCUGCUCUCCGCUGAUAUGAACUUUGGAAGCAAUGAGUUGUAGGCUGUGUCCCUGCCAGGGAAUUCUUGAGUGAUUAUUCUUCUGCCUCCGAAGGUGGACUGCCCUCAUCCCCCGCUUUGUUCUUUUUCCAGGACAACCUAAACGUCUUCCUCAAGGCCUGCGGGAAGCUCGGACUAAAGGAAGCACAGCUCUUUCACCCAGGAGACCUUCAGGACUUAUCAUCAAGAGUUACAGUCAAGGAUCAAGAGACCAACAGGAGGCUGAAAAAUGUAUUGAUCACCAUUUUCUGGCUGGGUAGAAGAGCUCAAAGUGACCGUUUCUAUGAUGGACCUUACCUGAAUUUUAAGGCAUUUGAGGGAUUGCUAGGCACAGCACUAUACAAGGCUCUGCAAGAAUCAUCCAGCCAGAAAGGCAACAACACCCGAGACAGCGGUUUUGGAGAGAGCUGGUACUCAGAGCGAGAGGAGCUCCACCAACUGAGAGGAGAAGAAGACGAAGAAGGAGGAGGAGGAGGCGGAGGCGGACACAGGAGAGACGACUCCCUCGACAGCUUGGACUCUUUAGACUCCAGACCCCUCAGCAUCUCAUCCGACACCACUCUCAAAGGCAGCAGCGAGGGUUGUUGCAGUGACACCGAGGUGGACUCCGUCUUCAAGAUGUCCGAGAACAGGGACGGUAUCAGUUACCGCCGGUCGGCAUCCAUCACACCAAAAGCCACCACGCCGUUUAACCAGUUCCUGCCCACUAAAGACAAACAGUCGGGCUACGUGCCUGCGCCGCUGAGGAAGAAACGGGCCGAGCGCAACGAUGACAACCGACGCAGUUGGGCCAACCCCACAUACUCGGAGGAGGAGGGACCUCUCACCAGACAGGACCAAACUCAAGACAGUAUCGAAGGGAGUAAAUCAACAAGCGAUAUCUUCGAUACCACGCCCGUCGUCAGACAGGCCCGUUUUGAAGAGCUGCAGAAAUAUCGCCAGCAGAUAAAGGAGAGUGACGACAAGUGGCAGGAUGACCUGAGCAAAUGGAAGAGCCGGCGCAGGAGUGUCAAUUCUGAUAUCGUGAAGAAGAAGGAGGAGCGGGAGAAGGUGGAGGAGCUCACCUUCAGCAGCAGCAGCAACAGAAGGUCGAUGACCUUCAAGGAGAUGCAAGAGGAGAGAGAAAAUAAAGGAAAAAGUGUUGGCAGCCGUCUCAAAUCUCUCUCCUACCUCGACGACGACGAGGACGUGUUUGAGAAACCUGUCGCUACCCCUCGUACCCGAAACCUUCCUGCGCGGAGCUACACUAUUGACACUCCUCUGAAAGAAGAAGAACCCCGCGCUGCUUCCCCAGCCAAGGGCCGGGCCGCUUCACCUCGAGUCUCACGGGAAGUUGACAUUGUGGACAGUCCUGCAGGCAGGGACUCCACCACCACAACCACCACAACCACCACCACCACCACCACCACCGCCACCGCCAGAUCUCUACGCAGCUCCCAUUCUCCAGCAGAUACACCUCCACAAAGGAGUCCUGUCAGAGAAUACAGCAGCACAGUCAAAACAGAGAAAACCACAACCGUUCUGCCCUCCUCCAGCUCCACACCAAAAGCGCCCGAGCCAAGGCGCCCAUUGUUGGUCACACAAAGUGCGGUGGAGGCCCCUUCCUCAGGUUCUCUGUACAAAAAACAACCACAGACCAGCUCCAUGGAACCCAAGCCUCCCGGGGUGUCUCGGGUUUCCGCCUCCCUCCCCAGGAGCUACCAGAGAUCGGAUAGCGCUCGUCUAACUUCAGUUGUCGCACCGAGGCCCUUCGGGACCCAGUCGUCUCGCAUCACCUCCCUUCCUCGACCUUUCACAGUGGAUGAAUCCCAAAAGCGUUUGAACGGUGGCGCCGACGUUUCAAAGAAGUCGACAGUGCCGAGCCGUUACCACCAGUUCAUGACCUCGGAGGACGAGGCUCGCUCCCAGUCCAGCUCGGCCCACUCCAGUGAGGACGAGGACGAGGAGGAGGAGGAAGAGGAAGAGAGCAAGGCAGCACCCAAGAGCGUCACCUCCACUCAGAGUGUCACACCUGUCCCUCCUCAGGUCAAAAGUGUCUCACCCGUCUUACCUCUAUUUAAGAGAGAAGCCCCCGUCAGUCCUCCUGCAGCCAAAGAAACCAGCCAGGAGGACUUCUGUGAGAUGCGGAUCAGCUUGAACCAGAAGCCAAACAGCAGCACAGACUUUGGCUUCCAGGCGACGUGGGACUCCACAGGAGCUUGCGUCACAUCCAUCCAGCCAGGUAGCCCGGCCGAGAUGUGCCAGCUGCAGCUGGGAGACAAGGUGCUGGCGGUGAACAGACACCAGGUGGCAGGCAUGAGCUACACAGACUGGAAAUCCUGCAUGGAUGAGGCUCUGCAGGAUGGUAGUCUGAUUAUGGAUAUACGUCGUCAUGGCCAGAACAACUGGGACAGAGAUCAACCUUCCCUGCCAUUUAAAAGCCAUAAGAUCAUCAAUCUGACCAGUUCGGAUCAUCCAAUACUUCUAGGUUCCUCUGACAAAAACAUUGUCAGCCCCAGCCUGGAUUUCACCUCUCGCAUUUCCCCGGAGAAAAUGCCAUCCAAAGAGACUCCCACCCACCAAGUCAUCGAUGUGGCUUCAAACGGCGUUAAUGGAGGUUUCCGCGAGGAGUUGGUGACCAUGAGGAACAAAGAGUCAGAACCCUUAUCUCUGAAAAACUUAAAGCGGAGGUCAGAGUUUUUUGAAACAGGAGGAUCAGAGUCUGUGAUGCCAGAUAUACCCGUUCCUCCCAUCACUACACCCUCCAGUCGCUGGUCCUGGGAUCCAGAGGAGGAGCGCAGAAGACAGGAGAAAUGGCAGAAGGAGCAGGAGCGCCUCCUACAGGAGAAAUAUAAGCGUGACCAGGAGAAACUGCAGGAAGAGUGGCUCAAGUCUCAGGAGGAUAUUACUAAGAGUGGAGACCAACGCCAGCCCGUCAGCCUCGAGGUGAACAGCCACGGCAUCGGCCCGCACUCCCCUCUCUCUCCCAUCAGCCACGCCGUCUCUCCUCCGUGGGAAGAGCAAGAGAGAAAGAGGAAGGAGGAGCAGGAGCGCCAAAGGCAGGCGGAGGAGAGGAGGAGAAGGGAAGAGGAGGAGCGGGAGCUGCAGCGGCUGCAGGAGGAGAGAAAGAGGAGAGAACGGCUGGAGGAGGAGGAGAGGAAGAAGAUGGAGGAGGAGGAGCUGAGAUGGCAGAGGAGGAAGGAGGAGGAGAGAGAGCUGGAGAGGAGGAAGCAGGAGGCUUUGGAGCAGCAGCGCAGGGAGAGAGAGAGGGCCUUCGAGCAGCAGCAGCAGCAGCAGCGGACUGCUGGCUCCUACGGCUUAGAUCAGCGUGCACUGUCCUUUACAGACAGGGCGAAAUCCAGAUCAACUCCCCAGCUUGAUGAAGAGGAGAAACCUCAGAGGAGAGGUGUGCAUGAGCAGCUCGGGGGCAUGGCUCACUGGCUGCUGGAGGAGCAGUUCAGGAGUGCUCGAGACUUACAGGCCCAGAUUGAGCGGGCUUCUUCAGAGCUGGAGCUGGAGAGGAGAGACAUCCUCAAUGCCAUGAGAUACAGAGAGCCAGAGAGAGUGACGGGCAGCGGCGGGUUAGAUAAGAAGGGUCAGCCGCUCUCGACGCACGCCGAGUUGGAGCGGCAGCAGAUCCUGGAUGAGAUGAAGAAGAAGACGCCGCUGCUGACCGACAGCAGCUGGAUCCGCCAGCGCUCUGCUGAACCCUCAGCAAACAAAGACCAGGACAUGUCAUCCAUGCGCAGAGGCGAGUCUCUCGACAACCUGGACACCACCUACAACUCCUGGCGCUCAUCGUGGACACCAAGAAGCAGCUCUUCCAUCCCAAACUACAGCCGCCCUCACUCUGCCCUCUCCGGCGUCACUAACUCUUACCAGGGCUGGUCAGGGUCUCAUAGGUCAGGCUCCUCCACUCUGCCCUCCUCCUACUCCAUGGGCUCCCUGCGAGGUGGCACAGGAAACUCCUCGGCCCCUUGGUCCCGGCAGUCUUCCUCUCCCUCCCUCUCCUCUCUGUCACCCACCACCUCUCCGGAGCCCACGUCGGAGGCAGGCGGCCCUCAGCAGAGGAGCAGGUCAGUAAGUGGAAAGAAAAUCUGUACCUACUGUGACACCGCGCUGGGAAAGGGAGCAGCCAUGAUCAUCGAGUCCCUCGGACUCUGUUAUCAUUUGGGCUGUUUUAAGUGUAUCGACUGUCAUUCUGAACUCGGGGGAUCGGAGGCUGGGGCUGAAGUCAGAAUACGAAACAAACAGCUCUACUGUAACUCCUGCUACAUGCGAUUCAAAACUGGCCAGCCCACCGCUAUGUGAUAUGACCGUGCUCCAGCAGAUUGAUGAAGAAAGUACUUGUGACAACAACCCGUGAACUUUAAAA